This is a messenger RNA of Staurois parvus, 344 nucleotides long. The record is from the annotation of a GenBank genome assembly. Lineage: Eukaryota; Metazoa; Chordata; Amphibia; Anura; Ranidae.
UUUUAUCUCCUGAUAAGAGAUAUGGUGUGGAGUGACUCUGCACAUGCUCAGUUUGGUGUGUAUUGCUAGAGAGGUUUUUUUUUUUUUUCUUGGAAGAGUGCAUUUCCAUGAUCUGUGUACUGUGGGAGACCAUAUAUAGGGAAUGCAGGGUCCGGGAGACCAGAUAUAGUGAAUGCAGGGUCCGGAGAGACCAGAUAUAGUGAAUGCAGGGUCCAGGGAGACCAGAUAUAGUGAAUGCAGGGUCCGGGAGACCAGAUAUAGUGAAUGCAGGGUCCAGGGAGACCAGAUAUAGUGAAUGCAGGGUCCGGGAGACCAGAUAUAGUGAAUGCAGGGUCCAGGAGACC